Phaethon lepturus (White-tailed tropicbird) is the source of this 951-nucleotide messenger RNA. It is a transcript of the gene MRPS35, whose product is annotated as mitochondrial ribosomal protein S35. Gene Ontology annotation, biological process: mitochondrial translation. NCBI's taxonomy places the organism in Eukaryota, Metazoa, Chordata, Aves, Phaethontiformes, Phaethontidae. The record is from RefSeq and is a predicted model, not a curated record. Gene Ontology annotation, cellular component: mitochondrial small ribosomal subunit. The annotation marks the transcript as partial. The transcript is spliced from 6 exons. Gene Ontology annotation, molecular function: structural constituent of ribosome.
CAUGCACCUCCCAGAACUGAGAAGAUGGCUGUUGAUCAGGACUGGAGCAGUGUUUAUCCAACAGCAGCUGCAUUUAAACCUGCCUCUGUGCCUCUCCCAAUUCGAAUGGGUUACCCAGUGAAGGGAGGUGUACCUCCACCAAAAGAAGGCAACUUAGAACUUAUAAAGAUUCCCAAUUUUUUGCAUCUUACUCCUCCUGCAAUUAAGAAACACUGUGCAGCUCUUAAAGAUUUCUGCACUGAAUGGCCUAGUGCUUUGGACACUGAUGAGAAAUGUGAACAGCAUUUUCCUAUUGAAAUUGAGACAGUAGAUUAUGUUUCUGCAGGGACAUCUAUUCGUAAUCCCAAAGCAAGAGUGGUGACUUUAAGAGUUAAACUUUCUAACCUGAAUCUGGAUGACCAUGCAAAGAAGAAGCUCAUUAAACUUGUAGGAGAGCGGUACUGUAAGGAUACAGAUGUACUCACAAUUACAACAGACAGGUGUCCGCUAAGAAGACAGAACUAUGAUUAUGGCAUACACCUCCUUACAGUUUUGUACCAUGAAUCUUGGAAAACUGACAUGUGGGAGAGUGAGAAGACUGAGGAAGACAUGGAAGAGUAUAUCUGGGAAAAUAGUUGCUCUCAGAAAAAUGCCUUGGAUACACUGAUUCGAAUAAAAGCCUCUGAGAAUGUCAGUAAUGUAACUAAGGAUGAGCUUCUUGCAUCUGAAGUGGUUAAGAAUUACAGAAACUCUGUAAUUGCACUUAAAAAUGAAGGUGAAACAGAAGAUAACAUGUCUCGGUAUAAGGAAUCCGUGAAGAAGCUAUUGAAUAUACAAGCAUUACCAUGAGACCAGACUUUGCAGGUAUAUGUGGUUAUUGCGGAAGUAGUAAACUACUAUGUUAAUAUUUCUAUAUGAUAUGGAUGUAUAAUUGUUCAGAACCUUAACCAGAAAUAUGAAACCUGAUGGUGA